UCUCUCUUUCUUUAUUUACAGUUACAACUGCUUUAAUGUGUUACGACUGUAAUAGUGAAUAUGAUGGACGUUGCGGUGAUCCAUUCGAUCCUUAUUCAAUAGGUGAAGUCAACUGUAGUAAACAGGAACCACGUGAACAUCUCAAGGAUAAGUAUAAACCAAUUUUAUGCCGUAAAACUGUACAAAGGGUUUAUGGCAAGGUGCGUAUUGUUAGAGGUUGCGGUUAUAUACCCGAUGAACGUACCGACGAUAACGAAUGCCUGAAACGUUCGGGUACCCAUGAUGUACAGGCUUUGUAUUGUGCCUGCACCACUGAUUUAUGCAAUCAUGCUGCAUCAACAUUAAAUAAUAAUAAUAAUAAUUAUUUAAUUCAUUUAAUGCCCUACACAGUAGCUGCCCUCUUUAUAAUGUUUUCGUGUCAACGUAUUAAUUUUCAUUUAAAACAAAAUUCAUAAAUAUUAUUAAAAAAACACUAAAAUAGCAAAUUAAAUGAUUAUUUCAUUAAAUGUUAAAAAAGCAAAGAAACUAAUUCGUAACUAAAAGGGCAGAAGUCAUAGAUGAAAAAUAGUUAAAGAUAAAGAAAAUAUUGAAAAAAGGGAUAAAAUAAUUAAGCUAAAUUAUGAAAAAAAUAUAAAAAAUAAAACAAAAAAAACCAUUUACGCUUGACGAUAAACAUGAUAAAACAAAAAAAACUUUAAUAAUAAUAAGUUAUUAAAUAAUUGAAAGAGUCUAUAUGAAAAAAACUUAAAAAAAUUAUAACAAAAAUUAAAAAUUUAGGUUUGAAUCUUAACAACAAAUAAAUAGCUAAAAUUUUAAAGAAUUUUCUUUUUAAUUAUUGUUUUUUUUAAUUAUUGUUAAUUUUUUUUGCGGUUUUUUGAAUAAUUAUUUAAAUUUAAAACUUUCAUUUCCAAACCAUACAAUAGUAAAACUGCCUAAAGAUUUAUUUAUAAAUUUUAAGUAUUAAUAAGGUUAAGAAGAUUUAAUAAUUAAAUAGUAAUUUAAACAAAAAAAAAAAAAAUAAAGAAAAACUAUGGCUUUUUUCGAAAAUGUUAGAGAAAA
Molecule: messenger RNA, 1059 nt
Organism: Lucilia cuprina (Australian sheep blowfly)
Lineage: Eukaryota; Metazoa; Arthropoda; Insecta; Diptera; Calliphoridae
Exons: 2
Coding region: 36-455 (139 amino acids)
Biological process (GO): regulation of synaptic transmission, cholinergic; sleep; positive regulation of voltage-gated potassium channel activity
Source: RefSeq, a predicted model, not a curated record